Messenger RNA from Dichotomopilus funicola, 660 nucleotides. RefSeq lists its product as uncharacterized. The record is from RefSeq and is a predicted model, not a curated record. The transcript has 3 exons. NCBI's taxonomy places the organism in Eukaryota, Fungi, Ascomycota, Sordariomycetes, Sordariales, Chaetomiaceae. Bases 1 to 660 code for a protein of 219 amino acids.
AUGAUCGAGGCAUCUAGCAGCUACGCGCAGAGCGCGUUCGUAGCAACGGUCAAGAUAGGAGCAAGCAUCGAUCUUGAAGGCAGGCAAUGUGUUCCCCGGGUUCGAGGUGUCGAACAUUUGGGCGCCGGCUUCAACUGGGUACAACUCAUCGGGCGCUCUCUAUCCGUUUUGCUCGAACUGGGCGCGUUGGCGGUUGUUUCGUGGCUAUAUAGCUACUGGCAAGACGAGCCGACAGCAAGAGUAGACGUGCUGGUCCCGUCUUUCUUCCCGAUUGUGUUUGGAGUGUUGGCAGAUACGUACGAGAUAGUAUCGAUACUAUUCUUCAUUCGCAAGCGUGCUAUCAACGCCGUCGCCACUUUCUUCGACAUCGCCCUUAUUGGUGCUGGUAUUUUCGCCUUCUUGGUCCUGGGUAUGGUGGACAGAGGUGUUGGGGAGCGACGGAAGCACUGGGCAAUGGACAUGAAGAAUGCCAUGUAUUUUAUGAUUGCCUACUGCAUCGUCCACGCAGGGUUUAUUGUUUUAGCUGCCUCCGGAAUGGUAAAAAUUUAUCUUGUCACAAACAGGUCACAGAGAGAUUCACAGGUAGAAAAAAGCCAAGUGAAGAUGGUGGAAUUCAGCGAGGGACAAGAUCAACCGCCAAGUCAACCUCGAUUAGCAUAG